AUGUACGACACUUACCACCAGCAAGCUGCCGCCGCCCAGGCCUCCAGUUCCUCCCGGUCAAAUCUUAACAACGAAGCCGCAGACACAGCCGACAGUGUCCCAGCAACAGCAGCGGCAACAACAGGAGCAGCCAACACAACUCUCCACAGACAGCAACAACAGUUCGCCCAGGACUUCUGGGAGGAGCAGAUUGUUGCUGCUGAGCAAUACGAUUCCGACUUUAAGAACCAUCCACUCCCGUUGGCUCGUAUCAAGAAGGUCAUGAAGUCGGAUCCAGAGGUUAAGAUGAUUUCUGCAGAGGCCCCCAUCCUAUUCUCCAAAGCUUGUGAAAUUUUCAUUUGCGAGAUCACUCGACGGGCAUGGCUGCAUGCGGAAGAGAACAAACGGAGAACCCUGCAAAGGAGCGAUGUGGCCAAUGCCGUCUCUCGGUCGGACCAGUUCGAUUUCUUGAUCGAUAUUGUGCCCCGCGAGGAGCCACCCAAGCCCUCCCACAAAAAGUCGUCUACCCGCGAGGAUGUUGCACCCGAGGCCGAGGCGUAUGACGACCAACAGCAGCAGCCCUAUGCACAGUACUACCAGCAGCCAGCCGGAGGAUUGCCAGGAUAUCCUCAUGCGAUUGAUCCCCAGUUUUACCAAGCCGUCUCCCACGACCAAUUCCAGCAAUACAUGCAGUAUCAAGCUGCCUACCAGACCCCACCCACAUCCACAGGAGCCGGAGCAGCAGCAGCAGCAGCAGCAGCCACAUCGACCACGGGAGGAGCAUCACCACCACCCCACACAGCUGGUUCUGCUACCUCUGUUAGUCGGAACGGAUACCCUCAGGAAGCUGGUGCUGCUCGACAGAACUAG
Messenger RNA from Linnemannia hyalina, 849 nucleotides. The record is from the annotation of a GenBank genome assembly. NCBI's taxonomy places the organism in Eukaryota, Fungi, Mortierellomycota, Mortierellomycetes, Mortierellales, Mortierellaceae.